AGAUUUUAAAUUUUAUUUGAAAUGACAAAGAAGACAAAGAAGGUUGGAAUCACAGGAAAAUAUGGAACCAGAUAUGGUGCUUCUUUAAGAAAGAUUAUCAAGAAAUUCGAAAUUUCCCAACAUCAAAGAUAUUUCAAUACAUUCACAGGAGCUCAUUCAUUAAAACGAUAAGCUAUUGGUAUUUGGAGAUGCACUCAGACAGGUUUGUAAAUAGCUGGUGGAGCUUGGGAAGUCAAUACUCCUGCUGGCUUAUCUGCAAAAUAAGGUAUGUUGAGAAUCAAGAAGUUAAAAGACGAUGCUGAGGUUGAAGUAAAAGAAGAAAAGAAAGAAAAGAAAUAAUAACCUAAAGAAGAAAAAUCUAAAGAGUAGCCAAAAGAAACUAAGAAACCCUAAACCAAGAAACCUUAAGCAAAGAAAUAAUGAUCACGUAUAUUAAUUACAUAAAAUAUAAUAAGAAUACAUUUUAUCAA
Paramecium tetraurelia is the source of this 470-nucleotide messenger RNA. RefSeq lists its product as uncharacterized. The record is from RefSeq and is a predicted model, not a curated record. Gene Ontology annotation, biological process: translation. Gene Ontology annotation, cellular component: ribosome. Lineage: Eukaryota; Ciliophora; Oligohymenophorea; Peniculida; Parameciidae. Gene Ontology annotation, molecular function: structural constituent of ribosome. The transcript is spliced from 3 exons.